GGGAGGCUUCAUCAAAAUCAGAAAACGGUCAAACUCUGCCCCACCCAUUCCAAUGCCUUCUUCUUUAUUACAAUCUAGAAAAUCUCCAUUAAAGCCCAACCCAAAGAUCUCGUUGUCUGCAUUUGCAUGCCCAGAACCAAACCAUUUCGUAUCCUCUGAUUGAAUCCAUUGACCCUUCUCCUCUGAUUUUCUGUUUCCAUGGCUUGUUUCUUGGGCUGCGUCCGCUUUGAUGGCUCGGUCAAGACGGCGACCAAGUUCGCGGACCAGGGAUGUGUUGGUUCGGCUGUGAGUGUGAGGAGUUAUAACUGGGAUGAGGUGGAGUCUGUUACGUCGAAUUUUGCUCGAGUGGUUGGCUCAGGUGGUUACAGCAGCGUUUACAUGGCUCGUUUGCCUGGCUCGGACAAACCCGCGGCUCUCAAGGUCCAUGUCGGGAGCCAUCGGCUCUACCAAGUUUUCAGAGCUGAGCUCGAUGUCUUGCUCCGUCUUCGUCAUCCCAACAUUGUCAAACUCCUUGGCUACUUUGACGAUUCGGAAGAAAACUGCGCUCUUCUGCUCGAAUACCUUCCCCAUGGAACCCUCCAAGAAAAUCUCCACUGCAACAGUAAGCAAGUCUUGCCAUGGAGGAACCGAACCGCCAUUGCCUUUCAACUCGCCCAAGCCAUAGAGCACAUGCACGACAAGUGCAGCCCGCAGAUCGUGCAUGGCGACGUUAAAUCCUCGAACGUUCUACUAGACAGAUGCUUCAACUGCAAGAUCUGUGAUUUCGGGUCAGCAAAGAUCGGGUUUUCCUCGAUGGUACAGCCUCCCGCCAUGUCGCCGAGAUCUAAACAUGUGACUGUGGUUGGUUCUCCAGGUUAUACAGACCCUCAUUACUUGAGAACAGGGAUCGCUUCCAAGAAAAUGGACAUGUACGGGUUCGGGGUCGUUGUUCUCGAGCUGGUGUCGGGAAAAGAGGCGUUUUCCGCGGAGAAUGGCGUUAUGUUGGUGCAUAUGGCCUCACCAUUGAUCCGUGAGGUUCUUGAUUCUGGUUCAGAUAAGGCAGAAGACAAGGUGCGCGAGUUCUUGGAUCCGAGGUUGUCGAGAGAGGGUCUUGACAUGGACGAGGUUAAGGCAAUGCUCGUAGUGGCUGCGUUAUGCCUUCGUAGUCCGCCUUCUCUCAGACCUUCGGCUUCACAAGUGGUGAAAAGCCUUGUCCGAAACAUUUCAUCUCUCUCUUACCUCAGUUGUGGUAAGGAGGUAAAUGAUAUAUAAGAGAUGGAUUCAUGUAACAGAGAUGAGGUAUUUGUAUUGCAUAUGUACAUUGGGUUAUACUUUACAAGAGCCAUUGAUGAACAA
Molecule: messenger RNA, 1335 nt
Organism: Tarenaya hassleriana
Lineage: Eukaryota; Viridiplantae; Streptophyta; Magnoliopsida; Brassicales; Cleomaceae
Product: probable receptor-like protein kinase At4g10390
Exons: 2
Coding region: 199-1251 (350 amino acids)
Biological process (GO): protein phosphorylation
Cellular component (GO): plasma membrane
Molecular function (GO): ATP binding; protein kinase activity
Source: RefSeq, a predicted model, not a curated record